This is a messenger RNA of Anopheles stephensi (Asian malaria mosquito), 1185 nucleotides long. RefSeq names its product negative elongation factor E (gene Nelf-E). Bases 171 to 1067 code for a protein of 298 amino acids. The transcript has a single exon. Gene Ontology annotation, cellular component: NELF complex. The record is from RefSeq and is a predicted model, not a curated record. Gene Ontology annotation, biological process: negative regulation of transcription elongation by RNA polymerase II. Gene Ontology annotation, molecular function: RNA binding. Lineage: Eukaryota; Metazoa; Arthropoda; Insecta; Diptera; Culicidae.
ACAUCAACAAGCCAAACAAAAUUUUGCCAAACGGAGCAAAUCAAAACAUUUGGUGCCGUUUCGCGUUCCUCGCGAACUCUAUCCAUAUUUUGCACGUUUUUCAGAAUCGAUUUAGUUAAUCUUUACAACAAUUGAUUACAAGAAAGGUUAACGUUUUGUUGUUUACAAAAAUGGUGUACAUCCAUUUUCCAUCGAACUUAACCGAGGAGGAACUGAUGCUGCAAGCUAAAUAUGCCAAGCUAAGAAAGAAGAAAAAAGCCCUGCAAGCACUGAAAGCACCGAAACAGGAACCGGAAAAGAAUCUGCUACCCAAACGGCCAGCUGAUGCGCGUGAUGCACGGGAAGUCGCCCGAAAGCUGCUCAAAAGUGGCGCCAUACAAGCGAUACAGAAACCGCAGCCCAAACAGGAGGCUUCGUUCAAGCGCCCGAAAGGACAGGAACGGAAACGGACACAGCCGGAAAUGUCACCCGCAGGACAGUAUCAAUCGUUCGGUGCGUCUACAGAAUUCGAAAGCACCAGCUCGACGGCUUCCACGUCCAGCGCAGUGGUUGCAAGUUCGACCACACCAAUCGAAAGCCCGAACAGUCCUGCGGAGAAGGAAACGAGCCGUGUACAGAACCUCUACCAACAGUUUGCAAACGAGCGCGAAAAGGACGAUCAGACGGACAAGUCCAAACCAGCGGGUAUCGAUCCAUCAAAGGAUAAACCACGAUCCGGUAAUACGGUGUACGUUUCCGGCAACAAGGUGACUGAGAACUUUCUCAAGAAGCACUUUAGCGAUUUUGGGGAAAUCCUUAACAUUUCGAUGGAGAUCGAGAAGGGGCGAGGAUUUAUAACGUUUUCUAAAACGGAAUCGGCCGACAAAGCGAUAAGUGAGCUGCAUUCCAAGACGGUCGGUGGUAUACAGCUGCAGGUGCAGCUGGCACGCCGUCAGCCACAAAUUAACCCAAUCAACGAUGCUGGUUCUUCUGCUGUGUGGUCUGCUUUGGCCACCAACCGCUCGCAAAAGGGCAAACACAAGGACAAUCGUGAGCUGGUUUGUUACGAUCAUGAUGAUAUAUUUUGAGAGGGCGAAGUCUUCAAUAAUUUCUGGGACACACAUGUCACGGGGUGGAAUUUAUGCUGAUCAGAAGUCUGUAGGAUGUAUAAUAAAAUGUAUUUUACAUUUCCACGAGCUGCAAAAA